Maylandia zebra (zebra mbuna) is the source of this 4572-nucleotide messenger RNA. It is a transcript of the gene st3gal3b, whose product is annotated as ST3 beta-galactoside alpha-2,3-sialyltransferase 3b. Gene Ontology annotation, molecular function: sialyltransferase activity. The record is from RefSeq and is a predicted model, not a curated record. Lineage: Eukaryota; Metazoa; Chordata; Actinopteri; Cichliformes; Cichlidae.
GAAUGGCAAUGAGACGUGGCUAAACCGUGUUUUCUUUAUUCGGCUGUGAUCGCGGUGGGUAAUUCAGCCAAACUGGUAGUCUCUCAUUCUACCACCAACAGCUGUAUUAUCGCAGUAUUGUACUGCGGGCUCUGGCAUACUCGCUGUUGUUAUGAGCCUUUUUAUCCGUACUGCCUCCGUGGACCGUUUCACCAAGCUCGCUGUUGUACCUCAAAAAUGUCUGGAGCAGCGCCGCGCUAAACUGUAGGCCUGCCGACAGGAUGAAGGCAAAACUCCCCCUGUGCCAACGCAGCGUUGUUAGCAUAACGAGUGGCUAGCCGAGGCUACAAUAGCUAGUCGUUCAUGUCAUCUGUCGUCUUUUCCACAGCUCUCUCUCACUCUCUCUCAGUAAAUAUCUGGGUAAUCAUUUGCUACGACGACGUCAGGGUAAGCGGACUUGACUAAGGCAAACCCUUGUUAAAACGGCCGUUUUAUGAAAGACUGGGACACAACUUUUGACCACUCAAAGUUCCGUUAUGUUUGUUCUUGCUAGCCAAGGACCUCCCUGCGGUCUCAGCUGAAGGUGAUGACCUGAAUAGUGCCAUGUGAAUGACUGAAGACAAUGAAGCCUGCACACAAGCUGCUGUUCAUCCUGUGCCCCAUGCUGGUCCUGGGCUUUAUUUACUACUCCUCCGGGAAGCUGCAUCUACCCAUGUGGGGACAGAAGUCUCACAAAGAUGCAGAAGAGCCGACUCUAGCCCAGACUAGAGCCCACAGUAGAGCCCAGACUAAAGGUGCUGAAGUGAAAAGAAUUACAGAGUUGGAAAUGGACAACAACGUGGGACAAAUAGUAGGCUCAGUGUAUGAUAAGCAGGGCUUUCUGCUACAGCUGGACACAAAAUUAUCGCAGGAGUUAGAAUACAAGUACGGCAACCUCAGCGAAGGAGUGUGCAAGCCAGGAUAUGCAGCAGCUAAGAUGGCCACCAUCUAUCCUAAGUUUACGAAAUUGGCGCCAAUGUUUCUUGAUCGAAACUUCAAACGGCUAUCAAAAGUCAACAACUACUUACCUCCAUUCGGCUUUAAAACGCAAGAGAGAAUAAUAGACAGCAUUUUGACUAUAACAAAAAAUUACGGGCUGGGAGAGGAGCUUGACAGUCUCAGCUGUAAACGAUGCAUCGUCGUGGGUAAUGGUGGGAUCUUAUCCAACAAGUCUCUGGGGUCCCGAAUAGACGAAUACGAUGUGGUGGUCAGGUUGAAUGAAGCUCUAGUAAAAGGUUAUGGAAAAGAUGUAGGAACCAAAACCACCAUAAGGAUUACAUAUCCAGAGGGUGCGAUCCAGAACCCAGAAAACUACGAACAAGACUCACUUUUUGUUCUAUCUGCUUUCAAACCACUUGAUUUCAAGUGGCUCAGACAAAUGGUCUACAAGGAGAAAAUGAGGGGCACAGAUGGCUUUUGGAAGUCUGUGGCUCAGUCUGUGCCUCGGGAGCCGACAGAGAUGAGAAUCCUCAACCCCUACUUCAUCCAGGAGGCUGCCUUCCAGUUCAUUGGCCUGCCAUUCAACAAUGGCCUAAUGGGCAAAGGAAACAUUCCAACUUUGGGGACUGUUGCUAUAACAAUGGCACUGCACAACUGCGACGAGGUGGCGGUGGCUGGUUUUGGUUACGACAUGAACAAGCCCUACGCACCUCUGCACUACUACGAGUCUGUCAAGAUGUCCGCCAUUAAAGAGUCAUGGACACACAACAUAUCCAAGGAAAAGGAGUUCCUUCGUAAGCUGGUGAAGGCAAACGUCAUCAAAGAUCUGACCAAUGGUAUCUAAGUUUACACCCGCCCACAGUCUCCCUCCGCCAUUCCCAAAAGACUACUAGCAGGAAGCUGGGAAAUGGAUUGACUUUUUGAAGAAGGAAAAAAAAAAACCCUCGAGUCCGGGUGGCCUGCACACUGCCGGGGUUUUUAUAUCAAAGGAUAUUUAAAAAAGAAUAAAAUACAGGAGGGAUUCUGUGGAGAGACGCGCACACACGUGCCUUCUGAACCAAAGACUCUUGCUGAUUGAAGCGGGGGGAAACGAGCAUGGGGGGAGCACUGGAUCUGCAUAGUUUUGCGUCUUAUCAAAAGACAUUCGCAGGAACGCUCCGCCGGCCCCACACUGCAGUGUUUACCACUUCAAAGCCCCGAGUAUUACAUGAAUGAACAGUAAGAGCAGAGGUGACACUUUAUGACCCACAGAAGUCAGAGUUUAGCUUGAUGUUCCGGUCAGUCUGGUGAAGAGACAGAAGACAAAGGGAUGGAGAAGGACUAUUAGAAUGUGUGGGGAUGGUUGAAUAUUAGCAGUGCCAAAUGUACCUCGUAGAGAGAAGAGGCCACCCCCCUCUCCUUCUGCUGCCUGAAUGUAUUCUUGUUCCUCAUUGUAAAUAUCAAAAAUAAUUUUUACUGUGCUUUUUAAAGCGCUGCAGCAGCUGCCCUGAUCCUCGUCUGUCACUACUUCAUUCAUUCAUUUUUUUCCCCCCAUUCUGUCCUGACUUAAAAACUAACACGUGCUCCACCAGAUGAUCCCUGACACCCCCCACCUGUCACAAAGACUGGUGUUGCUUUGACACACUAAUAUAAGCUUGCGGCUCCUCAUGCUGUUUGCAUCAGGUAAGAAGCCACCAAAAAGCUAAAUAUUAAUGAAGACUGAAGCUCUUUGAGGUAUUUAAAAUUGAAGUUUAUGUGAGGUAUUUUAAAACUCUACAUCUUCUUUUUUUCAAUAAAGAUGCUAUCUUUUGUAGUUUUUAAAGUUGACCACCUGUAAGCGAGAAAGUAAGACACUGCAGUCUCCUCUUACUUAAUCCUAUCUUUGUUCAUGAGACAUAAAGUGAUCCAGGGUGUUUUAUGGCAUCCCUUUUCCAUUCUCCUGUUGCUGCAGAGGUUUUGUUCUUCACUAAAUGGUGAACUCUUAGAUUGUGGAAUAUAUAUUAUUGUUUUUUGUUUAUUUAUUUUGUUCCAAAGUCCCAGUGUUUUGGUCACAGGCAGGCCUGCUUUCUGUUCUAAACAAAAGUGUGCAUUUGUGCUUUAAACUUCAGCACCAUGUGCUUCCCCAGAGACUGCAGCAUCAUCUAGGCUUGUGGCAGAAGUAACCGUGCGACUGAAUCUGCUUUAAACUGGAUGGGUGUUAAAUGUCUGCACCUCUUCAUUUUCUUUGUUUUAUGCAGCGUUUGUUAACACAACACAUGUGACCUUCUGUGACAGCGGGCGUUAAGAAAGAAAGGAAAAAAAAAAGUUCCACAGGUGAUAAAUGCCACCUUCAGUUUGAAAUUAAUGUGCUGCUGAGGCCUUUGCACUUCUCACAUGGAGAUCCUGUUGCAGGCUUCUCUGUAUUUUAACAUUGAACAUAUUCGUGAUCUCACACACACUCACACACACACACACACACUCACACACACACACACACACACACACACACGCGCGCGCACACAAUCUCCUUCAAACAGUGAGGGAGAGCGAGAAGAUGCAUAUGUUCAUCAUAUUAUAUGAAUGCGAUAAUCAGCUUUAUAUAGUGAUGGUGCAUUUUAAAAACUGCUUUACCAAAGCAGGGUUUAUUUUACUUUUUUUGUGAAUAGGGUUUUCUCCAGUUUUCUGUCUUUUUAACUCUUCUAUUGGAAGUGUAGAUUGUAUACACAUACACACACGCGCGUGAUGCAUUGCUAUUUUUGUUUCCUUCAUGCUCAUUAGUUUCCACACGCUGCCAGGGUCGUGCAUCGUCACGCCAUGCACAGUUCCUUUCGGAAUGGUUCUCCUGGGUUUGAAAAUGGAUACUUUUUUCUUUUUUGGAAAACUGGGCCCCGUUUGGGCCUUUGUCUGAGAGCAAAAGGUACAGGGAACAUCUGAGCAUUGCACUAUCAUGAGGCACUGUCAGUGCCUUACACCUCAUCACCUGGAAGCUGUAGCGAGGAGUGUGACUGCUGUGAAAGAGAACAAAGGCAGCUGAUUCCGGUAUGUAGGCGCAGCUCCAGCUCCGGGUCAGGACAGGUCUCAUUCCUGGGGUUUGGGACCGGUCCACUUCAUGUAUGUACUGUAUGUACAUUGUAUACAAUCCAAGGUCAAGUUGAAGCCCUAUACUGUUUUGUGUUUUGUGUUUUAGGGGGAAAUGAUGUAUAUAUUGUACUUUAAUAAACAAGAUGGCUACUUACAUUAAAUCAUUUGAAAACUAUGAUUUAAAAAAAAAAAAAUCAAAUAUUUGCUGUUUGAACCCUAAAACACAGAAAACUACUAGUAUAGUCUUCAAAGCUACCAGUCUAAGCAGAUCCUUAAUUGGAAAGGAGCCCAUUUCUGUCUUACUUUUUAGGAUUUUAAUUUUUAAACGAAUGCUGGAUAAGUUCACAUGUGUUACGUCCAAAUUGCCUUUUUUCUUUUCUUCUAAUCUGUUCAAAAUAAAGCAGAAUGUAUUUGCUUUUGUUGUUCGUGGUAUUUAUAAAUCUUUAAUUUUGAAGCAUUAACAGGAGGUCAAAGUGAUUGAACGUGUUAAUUCUUUUUUUUACACACACGCGCACACACACACACACACAGUUACAAAAGGCUUUCUGUUACCUAAUAAAAAGGUUUGUAAUGGAA